Molecule: messenger RNA, 1293 nt
Organism: Aspergillus chevalieri
Lineage: Eukaryota; Fungi; Ascomycota; Eurotiomycetes; Eurotiales; Aspergillaceae
Gene: OXR1
Product: putative oxidative stress response protein Oxr1
Exons: 2
Coding region: 1-1293 (430 amino acids)
Biological process (GO): response to oxidative stress
Cellular component (GO): nucleus
Source: RefSeq, a predicted model, not a curated record
AUGACCGUUGCCAUACUUAACAUCUCUCCGCCGCCUUAUCGCAUCACCAACCGUGCCGAGUACAAGUAUUCGACCUUCUCCUCUCUUCUAUAUCUACCAUUUCCUCUCAUUUCUGUAUUCCAACCUCGAUUGAAUGGAUUUAUUUUGAGCAUAUCUUAUUGCCCUCCGCAUGCCAUGUCGUCCAGCUCGAUCAAAUCCGGAUCCCGCACGCCUCAUGCCAACAGCAACAAUCCAAACUCCCUAAACUACUUCUCCUACCCCGUCACGCAUGUCGUCUCCGGUCUCUACCGUCGUUUCACAGACAAUUCCUCGUCCUCGAAAUCCUCCUCCUCCCGCAACAUGCUCAACCCCCUCAGCAACAACACCUCCACCUCCCCCGAAGUCUUCACCCCCAUCCGAACCGCCUCUCCCUUCCAACCACCACCCCUAACUCCCCUCACAUUGACCUCCUCCUUCGACUCAAUACCAGAACCAGACCUUGACUCUGACUCCCUCCAACAACUCCUCACCCGCGCACUCGCAGAGGAAAUCCGCCUCCUCGUCCCCGCCCGCCUCCAACUCGUCGAUACCUGGCGUUUAGCAUAUAGUCUCGAUCGCGACGGCGCAUCGCUGGGCACACUCUACGCAAAAUGCAGGGACGUCGCGUCCCGGAGUCCCCGAGCGGGUUUCGUGCUGGUUGUCCGGGAUGCAUCGCCCAACGGCGCGGUGUUCGGGGCGUACAUGACGGACCCUCCGCAUCCGGACAACCAUUACUACGGGACUGGGGAGUGUUUUCUGUGGCGGGCGAGUGUUCUUCCGCCGCCGGGGUCGAUGGGGUUGCAAGAUGUUUCUGGCGCGGGGGGUGAGAAUCCGCCAUCGGAGGAUUUGUUGGAGUUGGCUGGUUUGCCGCCACCGCCUAGUGCGGAUACGACGAAUGCUGGACGGUCAACGACGUUGCGUGGAGAGCCGAAGCAGAAGCUGCGGCAGGAUUCGUUUGAUGAUAGUAAUAACCGGCUGGCGCCGCCGCGAUCACAGACUCAGACACCUACGGGGAGCAUCCGGUCGGGGACGAGCACUCCAGAACGCAUCCGCUUCAAGGCAUUCCCUUACAGCGGUGUGAAUGACUACAUGAUGUUCUGCGAGACGGGCUUCCUCAGUCUUGGUGGAGGUGACGGCCACUACGGUCUCUGGGUCGAUUCCGGCCUCGAAAAAGGCGUGAGUGCACCAUGCCAAACCUUCGGGAACGAGCCUCUAUCUGAUGAAGGCGUUAAAUUUGAUAUCAUUGGUGUGGAGGUGUGGUAUGUUGGUGCUUGA